Paraglomus occultum is the source of this 573-nucleotide messenger RNA. The record is from the annotation of a GenBank genome assembly. NCBI's taxonomy places the organism in Eukaryota, Fungi, Glomeromycota, Glomeromycetes, Paraglomerales, Paraglomeraceae.
AUGCGCCUGAAUCUCAUCGCCACAUUCAUUACUACAUUAGCUGCCUCUGCUGUAGCUGACUUUAAAUUCCUCCAACCUAAUUCCCAGUUUUAUGCUGUCGCUAAUGCUACCACCACUAUCACGUGGGACUAUUCUGGUGAUGUCCCGCAAGCCAUCAGCAUCCGUCUAUCGAACAAAACUCCCAGCAACACGACAUUUGUUGGUGAGCAAGGUAUAGUCGCGUCCGUCCCAGUUAGCAACAAAAAAUAUGACUGGGCUGUACCAGCAUCACAACCAAUCGGUGAUAAUUGGAUACUCAACGCAUACCCGGUUGUUGCUGCUGACAAUUCAACUACGCCUCCGUCAUUAGGCGUGAGUGAUGCAUUCAGUAUUAAACCCGCCGGUACUGAACCACCAAAAGAUACAACUUCAACAUCUCCCUCUUCACCAUCAUCGACAUCCUCUCCCUCUUCCUCAAAUUCUACUUCCAAUGGCGGCGACAAUAAGAGUGCGGGUACCCGUGAGAGUGCAGUGAAAAGUUUGAGUUUCGUUGUCGGAAUUAUCGGGAUUACUUUACUUAAUAAUUUGUUCUAA